This is a messenger RNA of Setaria italica (foxtail millet), 2971 nucleotides long. Its product is annotated as protein SMAX1-LIKE 3. Lineage: Eukaryota; Viridiplantae; Streptophyta; Magnoliopsida; Poales; Poaceae. Bases 206 to 2737 code for a protein of 843 amino acids. The transcript is spliced from 3 exons. The record is from RefSeq and is a predicted model, not a curated record.
UGGUUUUUCUUAUAGAAGAGAUGUAACUGGAGUAGUAUAAUAUGCAGGUGUGUGUAACCAAGAGACACCUUCACUGAUCCACUUGACUACUAAAAGGGGUCGUCAGAGGUCGCAAGAGGAUCCAGCCUUGCCACUGCCAGGCACUUGUGUUGCGCCCGCACGUUGCUUGCAAAUUGCAGAGGAGAUCUCGGCAAGCAAGCGCAGGAUGCGCGCCGGCGGCUGCGCGGUGCAGCAGGCGCUGGCCGCGGAGGCGGCGGCGGUGGUGAGACAGGCCGUGGCCCUGGCCGGGCGGCGCGGCCACGCGCAGGUGACCCCGCUGCACGUCGCCAGCGCCAUGCUCUCGGCGGCGGGGCUCCUCCGCGCCGCCUGCCUCCGCUCCCAUUCCCACCCGCUCCAGUGCAAGGCCCUCGAGCUCUGCUUCAACGUCGCGCUCAACCGCCUCCCCACCGCCGGCCCCGCCACCGCCGUCAUGUUCCACCACCGCCACCACCAGGGUGGGCACCACCACUCGCCCGUGCUGUCCAACGCGCUCGUCGCCGCGUUCAAGCGCGCGCAGGCUCACCAGCGCCGGGGCACCGUGGAGGGCGGCCAGCCGCCGCCGCAGCCGCAGCCGGCGCUCGCCGCCGGCUCCAAGGUUGAGAUCGAGCAGCUCAUCAUCUCCAUCCUCGACGACCCCAGCGUCAGCCGCGUCAUGCGCGAGGCCGGCUUCUCCAGCUCCCAGGUCAAGGCCAACGUCGAGAAGGCCGUCUCGUCGCCGGAACGUCACCCGAACACGACGACCAGCCACGCGGCGACGGGCUCUCCGCCAGGUUCCGGCCACGCGAGGCGCCCCAACGCCGACGACGACGCCAUGCGCGUGCUCGACUGCAUGGCGAGCGGGAGCAAGCGGUGCGUGGUCGUCGUCGGCGAGAGCGCGGCCACCGCGGAGGUGGUGGUGAAGGCGGUGAUGGACAGGGUGAGCAAAGGCGAGCUGCAGCAGCGGCACGAGCGGCUCAAGAACCUCCAGUUCGUGCCCCUCCCGGCGGCGUCGUUCCAGAGGAUGACGAGGGAGGAGGUGGAGGCCAUGGCCGGCGACCUCCGUGCGCUCGUGCGGCAGGGCUGCGCCGCCGGGAAGGGAGUCGUUCUCGUCCUCGAGGACCUCGCGUACGCCGCUGAGGCGUGGGCCGCCGCGUCGGAGCGGAGAAGGUGUGGCGGCCGUGAGCCUGGCCAGUGCUACUGCCCCGUCGAGCACGCCGUCAUGGAAGUGAGCAGCUUGGUGUCCGCCGCCGGCGGUGGCAGUGGCAGAGGCCUCGACAGGUUCUGGCUUCUAGGGUCCGGGAACAGCCAUGCUUACAUGAAGUGCAGGGCAGGACAGCCAUCUCUCGAGGCCGUCUGGGAGCUACACCCAGUCGUCGUGCCAGACGGCAGCCUCGCGCUGAGCCUCAGCUGUGACAGUGAUGCUGAACAACUGGCAAGUCAAGAAAGAUCAAGGAGGCCAUGGCCCUUUGUUAACAAUGGCGCUGCAGCCGGUGAGAGCGAGCCAACUUCCUCCUGUGCCGCGACGAUGACAACGCCUAGCGUACCGCCAUGGCUUCACCGCUACCAAGAACCAGAUAUGAACAGACUAGGCAACCGCAGCACCAGUUUGCAGCUUUCUUCUGUGCAGCUGCCAGAUUGGAACCCCAACUAUGGAUUAGCAGCACACCACACCUCGGAGCUCACACUGAGCUUUUCCUCACCGGCUACUAACUCUCCAGACACUUCUUCCAUUUCUGGCUUUGCCCCAAGCUUCAUCAAUGCGAACCUGAUGAUGAGCUCCAAGCCAUGGCAAUUCAAGCUGAUGCAACCUUGGCCAAACCAUCAACAUGAUGAUCCAUUGGCCAAGUCGUAUGACCAUCAACCAUUGCAUGCAAACCCUAGUCCAGAAUCUUACUCAGUGUCCAACUCAUCAGUAAGUGGCUCAGCGGAGUCGCCAAAAUUCAUGGAGCUCACCGCUGAGAAUCUAAAAAUCCUUUGCAACACGCUCGAGAAUCGGGUCCCACGUCACAAGGAUGUGGUUGCAGACAUUGCCAGUGUUGUGCUCCAAUGUCGCUCCGGAAUGACAAGGAGGAUGAGAUGGUGCCAAGAGAAGCCAAGUGCAGUGACAUGGUUGAUCUUCCAAGGAGGGGACAAUGAUGGCAAGGAAGUAGUGUCUCAGGAGCUUGCAAGGCUUGUCUUUGGAUCCUACAGCAAGUUCACCUCCAUCUCACUACCCGAGUUCACCCAGGUUCACACUGAUUCCAGCUCUAGCCUGCUCACCCUGAAGAGGCAAAGAUCACCGGACACUGGGCAUGGCUACCAAAGAUUGUAUGAAGCGAUACUUGAAAACCCUCAUCGGGUGAUAAUGAUUGAUGGUAUCGAGAAACUGGAUUAUGACUCAGAAAUCAGUAUAAGAAAUGCGAUCGCAAAUGGAAGAAUUAAGGGUUGCAAUGGUGAUGAGAUCAGUUUGGAGGAUGCCAUUGUAGUACUGAGUUGUGAAGCACUCGAUUCAAGGUCUAAUGCUUCCUCCCCUCGGCUCAAGCAAAGGGUCAUUGAUAAUGGCGGCAAGGAAGAAAAUGGCAUGAACAUAGAGAAUGGGAUGGAGUCAUCUGGUUUUACCUUGGAUUUGAAUGCAUGUGCUGAGGAUGGAGAAGAGGACGGAGUGAGUGUUUCUGAUAAUAUGAGGAUCCUCAAUAUUGUGGAUGGUGUGUUCUUCUUCCAAUUAGCAGAGGAUUUGUGACAUUAUCUUUCCUUCACUUUAUCAAAAAAUUAGACUAGAGAUCUUAGUUAAUUACUUAUUUUUCUUUGUAUUUUUUCCUUUUCCCCUAGUUUUCUAGCUAAUGCUGACUUUAAUGGCCUUUUGUAAUAUAUAUGUUAAUUCUGUGACGAAGCGCCAGACUUAUGUGUAGAAUUCAGGAGCUAGUUAAGAAAUAAAGGAAAAAUAUGGUUGUCAAUGGAAAUUACCUUAAUUUUA